Molecule: messenger RNA, 3825 nt
Organism: Penicillium concentricum
Lineage: Eukaryota; Fungi; Ascomycota; Eurotiomycetes; Eurotiales; Aspergillaceae
Exons: 3
Coding region: 1-3825 (1274 amino acids)
Biological process (GO): protein autophosphorylation; phosphorelay signal transduction system
Molecular function (GO): phosphorelay sensor kinase activity; histidine phosphotransfer kinase activity
Source: RefSeq, a predicted model, not a curated record
AUGAAUGUUCCUAGGACACGCCAGGAUGGCCUACAUAACGCAGAUCGCAGGGCGAGGGAGCUAUACCGCUACUACCAGCCUGCUUCGCAACCUGAGGCGGUUCCAUCUUGGCUUUCUGCGAACGAUGGAUUUCCUUUCUCUGCAGUUUCAGGACAUACCCUCACUCCACCGAUCUCCGAAGGAUCACUGCCUUCACACAGUAGUGGGACUUCCCGACCAGCGACCGCAAUGGGCUCAGAUGCUCUCGUGCUGGGUACCUCGAAUAGUACCAUGACGUCAUUUGCCCAGCUAGCAGCCUUGCGCUUAAACGUCGAGCGCGUGUUUAUCUCUGUAUUAGAUCGUGAUCAACAACACAUCAUUACCGAAGCUACAAAAUCUCUCAAUUUGAAUGAUCCCACAAUCCACGACGACAACGAUGACCUCUGGUUGGGGGCACCCGACACCCGCAAGACAUGGAGUGUGUGCAAGGACACUGUUUCACUACCUCCCAACGACCGCGAGAAUGCAGACUAUCAAUUUCUAGUCGUCAACGACAUGACCGAAAAUGAGCGCUACAAAGACCUUUCCUUCGUCGCGAAGGACCCCAACUUUCGCUUUUUCGCGGGAACUCCCUUGACAACUGAAAAGAACAUCAACUUGGGUUGUUUUUUCGUGUUGGAUAAAAAGCCUCGAGAUGGGUUGACACCGCUAGAGAAGGAUACACUGGGAUCUCUAUCAAUGCUUGUGGUGGAUUACUUGAAGGUUUGCAGACAGGCUUCCGAAGGACGCCGGGCCGCGCGCCUUUCUCGCGGGCUCAGCUAUUUCGUUGAAGGAAGUUCUAGUUUCGUGGAUAGUAUCGACCGGUCGCGCACCAACAGCGUCGGUAUUCCAUCAGCAACUCCGCCAUCCUCCUAUAGUCGACCGAGUGCCUCUGGUGGCUCUCCUGAGUCUCGUGGGAAUGGCUCAGAAAACGCAUCGCAAGAGACAUCCAAUAGUCCACCAAACGACCGAUCACUCAGUACCGACGCGCGCUCCUUCAGCUCUGUCCCUUCCGAUUUGAAAUUGGACUACGAUUCGAAGCGCAGUAGUUCGAGAUUGGACAGUAGUUCAAAAUUGGACAGCGGCUCGAAAGUAGAAUCGGGCACGGUAGAGAGCUCUCUGCCGGAAUGGCUGACCAGCAGCAGCCGGAAUCGGCUACCACCCGAUGAUUCGCAAGGCAACUCUUGGUGCUUCCGCAGGGCGGCCAACUUACUUCGAGAGAGUCUUGACCUGAAUGGAGACAGUGGAGUCAUCUUCCUGGAGUCCAACAAUAACCCUUUGAUGGACGCCGAUAUGGGGAGCGAUUGUUCCGACACAGGCGGACCUGCUUCUGUUCUGUCAGCAUCAACAAAUGAAGAACCAUUUGCUCCACAGGCAGGGUCGAUGGCUACGUGCGCUGCGGCCAAUUUAGACCGGUCUUUCCUGCAAUUGUUGCUCAGACGCUACCCCAAAGGAAAGCUAUGGUCUUUCCAUCGCGAUGGGCUCAUCUCGACAUCAGACGAUGACGACCAACAGCCUCAAGACAAGGGCCAUCUUGGCACCAGUGCCACCAGUCGGUCCCCACCGAGUGCAGCUGCACAACCUCCGAAGCCCGUACGAAAACGGCGGAAAGCUGCGGAGAACUCAGUACUCAACAAGUAUUUCCCAAAUGCUGCGCAAAUUAUGUUUGUGCCUUUGUGGAAUGCUGUUUCUUCGCAGUGGUUCGGAGGGUGUUUCUGCUGGAGCACAAUCGAGACCCAGGUAUUCAGCACCUCAGUCGAGCUCAGUUCGGUGCUUGGAUUUUCAUCGUCCAUCAUGGCCGAAUAUAGCCGUGUUGAAUCCCUCAUCGCGGAUCGCCAGAAGGGUGAUUUUAUCGGGAGUAUCUCACACGAACUUCGUAGCCCCCUUCAUGGAAUUUUGGCCGCUGCCGAGUUUAUGAACAGCACCCAUCUCAAUGAAUUCCAGGACUCAUUGCUUGAGACUGUCAAUUCGUGUGGCCGAACAUUACUGGAUACAAUGAACCAGGUACUAGACUUCAGCAAAGUGGUGUCUUUGGAACGGACAUGGCGGUCAAUGAAACGCAAGAAAGAGUCACCGCUCGAUUACAGAGGAUCAGACAAGCUGGCGCAUCACUUGGAUACAUUGGUGGCUACCGAUGUAGCUAUUCUCGCCGAGGAAGUUGUUGAAGGCAUAUGUCUUGGUCAUGUGUUCGGACAGAGCUCUACUGCUUCAGCUGACCUGCCCGUAUUGAUGCCACAUCAAACAAAGCUGCAGACUCAGCGGUCCAAUGUCGAAGUUGUUAUCGACGUUUCAUUCCGGGAUUGGGUCUACCGGACUCAGCCGGGCGCUUUGCGGCGCAUCAUUAUGAAUCUUUUUGGAAAUGCCAUGAAAUAUACAGAAUCUGGCCGUGUCACUAUCUCCUUGGCCGCAUCCAGUCACUCUGAAGGACGAUCUCGGCGCCAAGGCCUCGAAGACUUGGUCACAUUAACAGUAACCGACACGGGUAAAGGUAUAUCAGAAGAAUUUUUGCGCGGCAAGCUUUACACGCCCUUUGCCCAAGAAGACGCCCUGGCUGUCGGUACCGGACUAGGAUUGUCAAUUGUUCGCAGUUUGGUCAAGGCUUUGAAUGGAAGCAUUCGAAUUCGCAGUCGUCCUGGGGAGGGCACUGUCGUACAGGUAUCCCUUCCCUUAGAGAGGCCUGUUGGCAAGGAAAGUCCGGUCAUACAACCAUCUGGACAGCUUGUCCAACAGCAAGAGACCUUGGCACAAACUCUUCUACUACGCGAGAGAUACCCCGGUAGACGGGUCUCCAUCUGGGGCGCCGACCCAACCGACGUGACUGCCGACUCUAACUGGUCUGAAAUUGCCCGAUACCUUUCAGACUGGUAUGAUAUGAAGAUCGUUGCAUGGACACCAGAAGCCCAUGUCGAUAUUGUGCUUAUGGAUGAAACCGAUUUACCCAACUUCCGCACAAUUGCACCCUCUGCCACUUUGCCUGCUCUUCUCGUCCUAUGUCACAAGUCGGUGGAUUACACCGGCGCGAAAUCCGAGUGGUUGCCUCUUGCUUCCUCCGUGAACAUCAUCCGACGUCCCUGUGGACCACACAAAUUAGCUCGAAGCGUAAUGAGGUGUCUGACCCAAGAUCAAUCGAGAUCCGCGACACCGGCUUCCUCUCAGAAACCAUUGAGUCUACCGCUCAGGACGUCCUCAUUGCCAGCACAAUCAGCAUUCGAUUCGCCCGUUGUAUCACCUGCCGAUGACAAUAGUGCCCCGGACCUGGACUGUCACGGAAUCCGCCCCAUGACGGUAUCGCCACUGCAACAACCAUCGCUGAUCACCUCAUUGCCCGAGGAGAUUGCAGAAGCCCCUUUACCAGCACCGCUGGUAGAGGGCGGAGUCAAAUCUUCGCGACUGGCAAGAGUGCUCGUGGUUGACGACAACCGCAUAAAUCUCAACCUGAUGAUGACUUUCCUCAAAAAACGCCAGCUGACGGAGCUCGACCCAGCUGAGAAUGGCAAAUUGGCUGUUGAGGCCGUCGAGCGCAUGCAGAGCGGUUAUGAUAUCAUUUUCAUGGAUAUGUCGAUGCCUGUCAUGAAUGGUUUCGAGGCUACUCGUGCUAUUCGCUCGCUGGAGAGGGAUACGGAUGGCCGCAAGCCGGCUAUCAUUAUUGCCUUGACUGGACUCAGUAGCUCACGCGAUGAGUCGGAUGCUAUGGCUUCUGGUGUGGACCUAUUCCUCACCAAACCUGUCUCUUUCAGAGAAGUCUCGCGGCUACUGGGGGAUUGGGAAAAUGGUCGGAUGGUAACAGAACGGAAGCUGGCAUCUUAA